Messenger RNA from Aedes albopictus (Asian tiger mosquito), 1320 nucleotides. RefSeq lists its product as uncharacterized. The transcript has 2 exons. Gene Ontology annotation, biological process: DNA replication, removal of RNA primer. The coding region runs from base 1 to 1320 and encodes 439 amino acids. Gene Ontology annotation, molecular function: nucleic acid binding; RNA-DNA hybrid ribonuclease activity. The record is from RefSeq and is a predicted model, not a curated record. Lineage: Eukaryota; Metazoa; Arthropoda; Insecta; Diptera; Culicidae.
AUGCCGGCGAACCUUUGGUACAACUUGGGGUCUCAAACCCAAGUAUAUCAAAUGGAUUUACACAACUGUUGUUCGUCCAAUAUUGGCUUAUGGAUGUCUUGUGUGGUGGCAAAAGGGCGAAGUGAGAACGGUCCAAUCAAAAUUAGGCCAUCUCCAAAGGAUGCGAUGUCUGGAGCGUUCUCUUCAACGCCUACGGCAGCGCUCGAAGUUCUCUUUGACGUUGCCCCACUACACAUUCAUCUCAAACAAGAAGCACUUUCUUGCACUUACCGUCUAUGGGUACUCGGUUUACUAGAGGAAACUCCUGUGAACCGCAGUUCAACACACACCUCGUUGUUUCCACUUUUGGUGAAUUGGGACAAAGUUGUCCUUGCUCCAAGUGAUCUUACAAUUGCUUGUAAUUUUCCAUAUAGGACAUUUUCCACGAAAUUCCCUUCCCGGGAAGAGUGGACAUCUGGUUAUCUGGAGAGAAGUAUUUCAGACGGCAUCGUAUGUUACACUGAUGGCUCCUUUCUCGAAGGUCGAGCAGGUGCUGGUGUUCAUUCUCGUGAGCUAAGGCUGUAUCAGUCUUACUCACUUGGUAGAUACUGCACCGUUUUUCAGGCCGAAAUCUUUGCUCUUAUGUGCGGAGUGCAAUCAGCACUUCAGCAGCACGUAAUGGGCAAAGUAAUAUACUUCUGUUCAGAUAGCCAGGCUGCUAUUAAAGCACUUGCUUCGGCCAACUCCAGGUCGAAGAUAGUUAUCGCUUGUCGAACUCAAAUCGAGGAGCUGAAUUCAGCAAACGCUGUUCACCUUCUAUGGGUACCUGGCCAUUCUUCCAUCGCUGGAAAUGAAUUGGCUGAUGAGUUAGCUUGCACUGGAGCAUCACAUGACUUCAUUGGCCCUGAGCCAGCUAUUCCGGUAUCCAAGUGUUGGGUAAAGCUUCAGAUUGACACCUGGGCUGCCACUCAGCACAAACAAUACUGGAAUAGUUUGGAGUCAUGUCGUCAAACAAAAUUGUAUUGUACUGAGCCAUCUCUAGGGGUGGCAAUAUAUCUAACAAAUCUGUCAAAGCAGAAUUGCAGCAUGCUGGUCAAAGCAUUGACUGGCCACUGCCGACUCAGUUAUCACAUGGCGAAUAUUCAGCAAGCUGAUUCAUUUGCCUGUGAUAGCUGUGAAUCCGAUUAUGGAACUUCGUAUAAUUUAAUAUGUAACUGUCCAGUUUUUGCGCAAUUGCGUUUCCGAGUACUCGGGAAACACUUAUUAAGUGAAACUGACUUCAGAAACCUGAAUCUUCAGGACGUUCUGUUGUUCUUGACCCGCUGUGGUAAAGAGCUAUAG